This is a messenger RNA of Ipomoea nil (Japanese morning glory), 1020 nucleotides long. RefSeq lists its product as uncharacterized. The transcript has a single exon. NCBI's taxonomy places the organism in Eukaryota, Viridiplantae, Streptophyta, Magnoliopsida, Solanales, Convolvulaceae. The record is from RefSeq and is a predicted model, not a curated record. The coding region runs from base 1 to 1020 and encodes 339 amino acids.
AUGGAAACCAACGGGGAAACGCUCUCUAGCCCAAGAUCGGAGGAAGAUCGUGAUCUUUUGGAACGUAGUACGAAGAAAGACAAGACGGACGAACGAAUAAAGGCAGACCAGAUGGCGAAUGUUGUGUCGGACGCGGUGUCGUUUGUACAGGAGACACCGAUGGAUGUUCUGUUGGCGACAAGUGUGACUCCGCUACAGGUAACGAAUAGCCUUGACUCUUCUGUCCAGGUAACGUCCCCUGUUGUGUCGCAGGUACCGGAGACAGCUAGGAGAUCUUAUGCUGCGACUGUGGCUGGCCAUGUAGAGCAGACUUCGCGAUCGGAAAGGGAACUGGAAGACGACGAACAGGAAAUCCUAUCGGAUGAGGAUGAUGAUGAUCCAUUCUGCCCGACGAUCCGAUUGACGAAGGCGGAGCUGGAGGAAAUACGGGCACCUUGGAGGUUAGCGAUCAUCGUGAAGGUGAUGAGCAGAUCCGUAGGAUACGCCUACUUGCUACGUCGACUCACGUCAAUGUGGAAGCCGAAGGGGAAGAUGGAUCUCAUCGCCAUAGAUAACGGGUAUUUCAUCGUGAGGUUUGGAGCAGUUGAAGAUCUGGAGUUCGCUAUGUUUGAAGGCCCGUGGAUGGUCUUGGAUCACUAUCUCAUAGUGAAACCUUGGGUUCCAGAUUUUGAUCCCUUCUCGGACGUCACGGAAAAAGUCCUGGUAUGGAUUAGAAUACCCUGCUUACCUACUGAAUACUAUAGUUUGAUCUUUCUCAGGAAAUUGGGCAACAAGGUGGGACGAACGUUACGUGUUGAUCGAGCGACGAGUGCAGUAUCACGAGGAAUGUUUACGCGAAUUUGUGUGGAAGUGGAUAUUACAAAGCCUCUGAUUUCCAAGUUUAAUUACAAGGGUCGUACCAGGUCGGUAGAGUAUGAAGGCAUUCACAUGGUGUGCUUCGCAUGCGGUAUUUAUGGCCAUGAUCCGGAUGCAUGCCCGAAACUGGCUAGGCCUGAGGAACAACGGAGGGAGGAAGGAUGA